GAUUCCAACUUUGCAGGAGAAAUUUUAUAUGGAAGGAGUCUUUUACUGCAAGAUCAGAGCAAUGGGAGGAAGGUUGGUGCUGUUAGAAGGAAAUGAAUAUGAAGACUUAAAGGAGCUGGUCGAAAAUGGCAAAGAUUGGUUAGGAAAUUGGUUCGAAGAAAUCAAACCAUGGUCACCAAACAUGGUGGCAAGGGAGAGGUUCGCAUGGAUUAGAUGCUUGGGAUUACCUCCACACGCAUGGAAGACGGACUUUUUCCAAUCACUCGGAAAUCUGUGGGGCACUUUUGUUUCGGUGGAUGAUAGCACAAGCAAGAAAAAACGCCUUGACGUUGCUCGGUUCCUCUUAUCAACGCCCGUAACGGAAUCCAUUUCAAAAUCUUUAUCAAUAAAGGUUAAUGGAAUCAUUUUUACAGUUAAGUUCUCUGAGGAGGAGUCCAGCGACGGGAUGCAUGUUAUGAAUACAGAUUUUAAGAUUAAAGAAGCUUACGAGGAAGGCGAGGAAUCUUCAACGGACGGAUCUGUUAGUAUAGAUUUCAACAUGCCUAGAAUGGAAGCUACAGAAAAUAGAGGAUUUGAAGAAGAUGAUGACGUGGAGAUUCAAUUAGGAGUGCAGGAGACAAAUCAGCAAGAGGCGGAGAGAAAUAUGGACACGGUGGCAUCAUCAGAGGGGGACACAUCAAUUGUUAAGAAGAAGGGUCAACCAAAUGGACAAGAAAAGAGCAUGUUAGGUUCUGGAGAAGCAGCAGAAGAUGAAGAUUUGGUGUCAGCGGGAACAGCCGAAAAGCAGCAGAGUUUAGGGAGCGCAACGGGUAGUUUGGAAGGGCUUACAAGCAAGCAAUUAAUGAGUGAUGGGCUCGAGAAGGAAGAAGGACAGGUCCAGCUGGAGACGGAAACAUGCAGAGAGAGUAUCGGGAACAGCUACAGUUUCAAUAAUGGGGAAAGGAGAGAGAUAAGGGGGGAGAAAAUUUCAAAAAUAACAACGGACAAAAUUGCAAAAGGAAAUGGGCCGGGUGGGCUCAAUGAUGAGAUGGAUCCAGGUAAGAGUAGUAACGGGCCAAUAUUGGGUGGGAAAAAUCAAGAAGUGCAAAGCCCAUAUCAGAUAAGUAAAGAAACUAAAGAAAAAUUAAAAGAGGGUAAGCACGUGAGGCCAGGAGCAACAGAAUCAGACCUGUUCUGGGAAGACAUGGACAGCGACGCAGGGGACUUACCAGAGUGGGCAAAAGUUCUUGAAGGGAAGAAGAGCAAAAAGAAAAAAAGGAAAGUGAAGCUGUGCCGUUCAGUGUAUAUGAAAUCUAGCGGGCUUGAAGGUGUUCUGGUGCAGAAGAAGAAGAAGAAGAAGGGAACUCAAUCGGUGACAGAGAAAAUGACGCAGCAAAUCAUAUUCCAGGCUGAUCCAGCGGACUCAGUUGCAGGUGACUCCAUAUAUGACAGUAAUAUACAAAACUGCAACAAGGGGAUUAGAGUGAAGAGCAAAAUUAAAGACUCCGAAGCUUUAUGGAGCUAUAUCAAGGAGUUGGGAGUUGCAAUGAAAGGGGAUGAGCUACCAGCAAUCCGAAGGCUUGAAGAAAUGGAGCAUCGAGACAAGGAAAGAAGAAGGAAAGAUAUGGCAACACCGACAACAAGAAAUCAGAGGGAAAUUCAUGAGCUGGUGAAUAAACAUAGACCAGAGGUUUUAUUCUUACAAGAAACAAAAGUAGAAAAUGUUGAUAAAAGUUAUUGUAGAAGGUUAUGGGAUUCAGAUGACAUGGAUUGGGUAGCAAAAUCAUCCUUGGGUGCCUCGGGCGGUUUAAUUAUCAUAUGGAACAGGGCAGUGCUAAAGAAAGUAAGUGUUUUUGAAGGGGAGGGAUACAUUGGGAUCCAGGGGUUAUGGGGUGCUGAUGCCUUACCAUGCUUUCUGUGUAAUGUGUAUUCCCCAUGCGAUCUUGAGAGGAAGAGGAGUGUAUGGAGAGAACUUGAACAAAUGUUUAGGAAAAACAGGGGGUGUUGGUGUCUUGGUGGGGAUUUUAAUGCUAUUAGAAGUUUGCAGGAAAGAAAGGGGGGUAAGAGCGCCAGAAGAGAAGUAAAGGAGUUUGAACAAUUUAUAGUGAAUAACAGCCUGACAGAUUUACCAUUGCUAGGAAGGAAGUACACAUGGUACCAGCCAAAUGGACAAUGUAUGAGUCGUUUGGAUAGGUUCUUGUUCAAUGAUGAUUGGAUGACAAAAUGGCCUGAUUUAAAGCAAUGGGGACUUGCUAGAUCUCUGUCGGAUCAUUGCCCGAUACUGGUAAAAAAUGAGACACGGAAUUGGGGGCCAAAACCAUUCAAGUUCUUCAAUGCCUGGCUACAUACUCCUGGAUUUAGAGAAAUGGUUGCAGCAAAAUGGAAAGAAUUUAAAGUUCAAGGAUGGGGAGGUUUCAUUGUUAAGGAGAAAUUAAAGUUGAUGAAGGACUUUCUUAGGGAAUGGUCUAAGUCAUCUUUGCAAGAUGUGGAUAGAAAGAUCGAGGAGGCCAAAAAGGAGAUAAACAGAAUCGAUAGAAAAGGAGAAACUUGCAGCUUAACAGAUGAUGAACUCAUGACCAGGAGCAAACAUUAUGCUAAUUAUUUCCAUAAGAGCAUCACAGCAAGAUGGCGCAGGAAUGAAAUUAACAUAAUAUCAGUAGAAGGCAGAGAAUUGAAGCAAGUGGAUGAGAUAAAACAAGGCAUAAUGGAGUAUUUCCAGAAAUUAUUCACAGAUGAUGGAUGGUCAAGACCAACUCUACAGGGGUUAACUUUCAGAACCAUUUCGGACAAUGAUAGAAGCAUGCUUACCCAACCAUUCACAGAAGAAGAAGUCAAAGAGGUGGUAUGGACCUGUGACAGCACUAAAGCGCCAGGGCCAGAUGGUUUUAAUUUUGGAUUCUUAAAGGCUCAAUGGGAGGUGAUGAAAGAAGAUGUCUUGAAGUUCCUUAUGGAUUUUCACAAAAAUGGAAGACUGGUAAGGGGUUCUAAUGCAUCAUUUAUUGUUUUGAUACCAAAAAAAGAGAACCCUCAAGGUAUCGAGGAGUAUAGGCCUAUCUCCUUAAUUGGUUGCAUCUAUAAAAUCCUUGCUAAAUUACUAGCAAAUAGACUCAGCAAGGUAUUGAAUGGAAUCAUAGGUGAAAAUCAAUCUGCAUUCAUUGAGGGAAGACAAUUGGUUGAUGGGGUGGUAGUGGCGAACGAAGCAAUUGACGGAUUUGGAGAAGAUGGAUCUCAGAGUGUGUGAAGUCCAAUACUGUAUCUGUUCUAGUAAAUGGAAGUGCUACCA
Rubroshorea leprosula is the source of this 3262-nucleotide messenger RNA. NCBI's taxonomy places the organism in Eukaryota, Viridiplantae, Streptophyta, Magnoliopsida, Malvales, Dipterocarpaceae. The record is from the annotation of a GenBank genome assembly.